AUGCUGCGUUCAUUUAAUAAUAUUCGUAAAGUUUGUUAUCAUCAUCAUAAACAAUUGACCAGAAAUUAUGCGAAAAUAACGACUCAUUACACAAUUCAUCCUCGUGAUAAAGACGAGCGAUGGAAGGACGUCAAUAUGGAGAGAUAUAUUGAUGAAGUUGAUAUUCUUAUUGUAGGUGGAGGGCCAGCUGGAUUAUCAGCAGCAAUUCGUGCUAAACAGUUAGCAGCUGAAAAGGAACAAGAAAUUCGUGUAUGCCUUGUAGAAAAAGCAAGUGAGAUUGGUGCUCAUAUAUUAUCGGGUGCCUGUUUUGAUCCAAUUGCUCUUAAUGAAUUGAUACCUGAUUGGAAAGAGCAAGGUGCUCCGCUUAAUACUCCAGUGACCAAAGAUAAAUUUGGCUAUUUGACGGAAUCUUCUAGACUCCCGAUUCCAAUUUUCUCUAAAUGGCCUAUGGAUAAUCAUGGAAAUUAUAUUGUCCGUUUAGGGCAUGUUGUUAAAUGGUUAGGAGAGCAAGCUGAAAAUUUAGGGGUUGAAAUUUAUCCAGGAUAUGGAGCUUCAGAAGUUCUUUAUAAUGAGGAUGGAAGUGUUAAAGGCGUUGCUACACAAGAUAAUGGAAUUGCUAAGGAUGGAUCACCAAAAGAUAAUUUUACAAGAGGAAUGGAACUUCAUGCAAAAUGUACAAUUUUUGCUGAGGGAUGUCGUGGUCAUUUGACUAAACAAGUAUCAAAAAAAUAUGGUUUAAAUUCACAAUGUGAACCUGGAAGCUAUGGAAUUGGAAUUAAGGAAGUUUGGGAGAUUCAGCCUGAAAAACAUUCGCCUGGACUUGUUGAGCACACAAUUGGAUGGCCUUUAGACAAAAAUACUUAUGGAGGAUCGUUUCUUUAUCAUUUGAAUGAAUCAACUCCUUUAGUUGCUGUUGGAUUUGUUGUUGGUCUGGAUUAUAGUAAUCCUUAUUUAAGUCCAUUCCAAGAAUUUCAAAGAUUUAAGACACAUCCAAGUGUUAAGCCAGUUUUUGAAGGAGGAACUAGAAUAGCUUAUGGAGCAAGAGCAUUAAAUGAAGGUGGAUAUCAAUCACUUGGAAAAUUAACUUUUCCUGGUGGUUGCUUAACUGGAUGUUCUGCUGGAUUCCUAAAUGUGCCAAAAGUAAAAGGAAGUCAUUAUGCAAUGAAGUCAGGCAUAUUAGCAGCUGAAAGUAUUUUUGAAAAAUUAACAACAUCUUCGGAGAAGACAAUUGAGCCAACAAAAUAUGAGGAACGAGUAAAAGAAUCAUAUAUUUACAAGGAUUUAUAUAAUGUUAGAAAUGUUCGUCCAAGUUUCCAUACAUCAUUAGGACUUUUUGGUGGAGUUAUGUAUAGUGGGUUUUCAAUAUUUCUUAAUGGUAAGGAACCUUGGACUUUUUCUCACGGUGGACCAGAUAAUACUAAAUUAAAGCCAGCUAAGCAAUGUCAACCAAUAGAGUAUCCAAAACCUGAUAAUAAAAUAACAUUCGAUUUACUUUCAUCUGUUGCUUUAACUGGAACUAAUCAUGAAUCGGAUCAGCCCCCACAUUUAACACUAAGAGAUGAUAAAGUACCUGUUCAACAGAAUUUAGCCAUUUAUGCAGGUCCAGAAUCACGCUAUUGUCCUGCAGGCGUUUAUGAAUAUGUCCCAGACGAAGAAGAUAAGACUGGAAAAGCAAUGAGGUUACAGAUUAAUGCACAAAAUUGCAUCCACUGCAAGACUUGUGACAUAAAGGAUAUUACACAAAAUAUUAAUUGGGUCACACCCGAAGGAAACGGUCCUGUUUAUAAUGGCAUGUAA
Molecule: messenger RNA, 1797 nt
Organism: Chironomus riparius
Lineage: Eukaryota; Metazoa; Arthropoda; Insecta; Diptera; Chironomidae
Source: the annotation of a GenBank genome assembly